Branchiostoma floridae (Florida lancelet) is the source of this 2159-nucleotide messenger RNA. RefSeq lists its product as uncharacterized. Bases 826 to 1776 code for a protein of 316 amino acids. Lineage: Eukaryota; Metazoa; Chordata; Leptocardii; Amphioxiformes; Branchiostomatidae. The record is from RefSeq and is a predicted model, not a curated record. The transcript has a single exon.
GAUGACAUUUCGCCGUGAGCGAUAGCUUGCAAGGUACCCUGACGCUAUUGUGCUAUAGUUAGUAAGGUUCCCCUUAGCGAAGAUAAAUGUUUCUGCAGAUCGGUAGCUGAUUGGUUGUUGGUUGGGAACCGUGCUUUGUUGUGGGUGGCCAAGUGAACCGGGACUGGUGGAUUGUAGGCUAGAAGGGUCCUGAAGGCGAGAGUGAGUUACAAUCGGAAUUUUGGAGCUACUGGUGCAUGAAAGUCGCCUGGAUACGUGCUCGUGUCGUGCGACGACCCACACGGAGGCGUCCUAGCUUGGCAGAACGACCCUUGACAACGUAGGGAGUUCGGACGCAUUCACCGUGGUUUUUACGACACCUGCCCCUGUUCCAGUUGUGUUGACACAACUAAAUACGUGCGUCCUUCUACACGGCAGCACAAUCGGGAGGGGAAACCUAACCUGGCCGCGAGGUUAUCUGAACACUACGUGCCUCGUGACGACUUCAACACCUUUUUAGAAGAACACACAAUAAGGAAUCCGUAUGCAGUCUUCUGAAGGAACGCAAACUUACAGCGGUUUGUUUGCUCACAUGUUUACCUUGCGCAUCUUUAAGUUCUGACAACAAGGUACUCACGCCUUCUCGGUAGUCUUUUCGUGCGUAAGAAGGACUUAUAGUUUCUUAUGAUAUCCUAGACGCCAUGACAGGCCAGAACAACACCACGACGUCGGUGUCCGGGUGCCGUCCGGACACAACUGGACAUCCAAACAAGUGACCGCUUCAUCAAACAAGUCAGGUACGUCGUCUAAACAGUUCCAACUGAACGCUACUCUUGAGUGUAAACGAUGCCAGGCCCGGGAAUGACCAUGACGAAGGCUAUAAAGAUUCCCCAGAGCAAGGUGACCUUUGCCGAGUACAGUAGGGAGUCAGAGGACCUGAUAAACUUGAGUUCGAAAAACGGCGCGGAGGGAAAAGUGACGGAAAUGCUCCCCGGAAAAAGCAGCUUAUCUCGGAUUAUCCUACAUGACAACGUCAGUCAGAAGAGGUUAUUAGACAUGAAACUUUCCGUCAUCAACAACCAAGAGAGAAGAAACGACAGUCUGUUUAACCACUACAAGAAAACCUUCAUCACAAGACUGGAGAGAAAACAGAAGACGUGGAUCAAGGAGGACAAUUAUGUGAGGAAGAACUUGAGUUUCCCGGCCUUAGCGACGUCUUAUUCGGCUUGGGAAGGAGGAGAGUCUCCUAGGAAGAAGCUUUUUGACUCUUCUUCGUACCCCUAUAACGAACUGUCGGUGACAGUGCGAAGACUACACACACAGCCGGCCCCACAGAUCCAAACAGACCGCGAGGAGUUACCCAGACUCGCCACGGUACCGAUACAAACCAAGCGGCACAGUUACGGCAGCCGCCCGCCCAAAUCGCACCGCGGCGACGACAGCCCCCGCGACAACAGCAAACAAAAUCUCCCCAAGCUUCCGACGAUAAAGUCCACGGAAACCUUACGGGGCGUAGCUAUGCCCACGGGGGAAGGUACAAAGACUUCUCGGCAAAACGGAUGGGUUGGCAAGAAGCUAACGGACAAAGGAGCUUCGAAGAACGCUUUCCUACAAGACGAUAGGUUUGCACGACUAGCUGCCUUGUUGCAACCGGUGAAAAAUUUCCCGCGCUUGGCUGUGAUCAGGGAGUCUGAGAGAGGGGGGAAAGACUCAUCGUCUGGGAGUAGCAUAGUUGACUCCGAUUACAGUUUGACUGGUAGUCAAAAAGUCUUACACCAAGCGGUCAAGCACUACUAAACUGUUACGGUGUACCGUCCAACAUGGGGGAUACACGAUACCGUACUGUUGAUCGUUAGUUGUUUUCUAAACUUCUGCUGUUGCUAAAUUUGUCACAAAGUGAAACGGUAGGACCAGAUGUCAACACAAAGUUUGGACGACAUCUUUUAAGGAAAAAUGGAGACUCAUAUUGAGUUAAAGAACAUUCUUAGCAGUGACUUUAAGAUAAAUUUUGUACACCUGUUCUUUUUACGUCAACGGGUGUCAAACUUUUUGAAACCACUGUUUUGGACUUUCAGGAUGACGUUUAAAACUGGACCAAACUUGAGAGACACGAUGCUCUUUGCCUAUGAAUGACCUGAGUAUGAAAUUUUACAUGAUGCCAAAAGAAAGUUAGAAGACCU